AUGACCAACAUUAUCACCCUGCACAGCGCAUGGGACGUUGACCGUCACAUUGUGCUGGACUCCGCAGACAAGCUGGUGCUGAUUCGAUUUAGCAGCUACACCUCCGCCGAAACGGAAGCGGAGGAGUACAGUCGAUCGACGCAGCGUGGCCCCACCACCUCGGCCUCCACGGCGGUUGAGGGGUCAUUAGCUUCGUCCUCGUCGGCGCUCUCCACUCGUAAGCACAAGCGCUGCGAUGCGGGCGGGGUUGAUGGGCGCGUGGUGACGUCGGUCACGGCCGCGGCGCUUUUGUCCACCAACGCUAACGAACAUUACCUGCGCACCCGUCAGAUGGACGCCUUGCUCAGCGAACUUGCACCCAAGGUAUGUAAGUACUGCACCAUGUACUUCGUGGACACCCGUGAGGUGACGGCAUUCAACGACCUCUACGAGCUGGGCCAUGACCGUGACCCGUUCGCUGUUAUGCUCUUCUACCGGAAUCGACACAUCCGCGUCGACGUCGGGACGGGCAACAAUAACAAGAUUAACUUCUUUGCGUUUGAAGACUUGUACGACUUUUUGCCCAUCGUAGACGCGGCCUACAAGGCAGGUCGGCAGGGACGGAGCAUCAUCAGCUGUGAUCGAAAGUUCUCUACGGUGGCGCUACGCCGAUAA
Leishmania braziliensis MHOM/BR/75/M2904 is the source of this 654-nucleotide messenger RNA. Its product is annotated as putative spliceosomal U5 snRNP-specific protein. Gene Ontology annotation, cellular component: U4/U6 x U5 tri-snRNP complex; spliceosomal complex; U5 snRNP. Bases 1 to 654 code for a protein of 217 amino acids. The transcript has a single exon. Gene Ontology annotation, biological process: mRNA splicing, via spliceosome. The record is from RefSeq and is a predicted model, not a curated record. Lineage: Eukaryota; Euglenozoa; Kinetoplastea; Trypanosomatida; Trypanosomatidae.